AUGAGCACUGAGGACAAGACGACAAAGGCGCAGCCCGACAUGGGCCAGGACAACCACCAUCGUCCUGCGUCUAUCCGCGGCAUCGACGGUAACGAGAUCAACACCAUCAACGAUGCCGGCGACGAUAUCCUCGCUUCCAAGGAACAACAUUCCGACGAACCUGUCCAGAACAUCUUCAACCAAGGCGGCAAGAACUACAGAACCCUCGGCAAGUGGGAUACCGUCUUCGUCCUCAUCACGAACCAAGUCGGUCUUGGUGUCCUUUCUCUUCCUGGUUGUCUUCAAGUUCUCGGUGUCGUCCCCGGCGUCAUCGCCAUCAUCGGUCUUGGAUCUCUCUCUGCCUAUACUGCCUACGAACUCCUCCAAUUCUACAGAAAGUACCCCCAUGUCGUCAAUGUCGUCGAUAUGUGUGGUAUCAUCGGUGGAAGACCACUCGAAAUUAUUGCCGGUAUCGGUCUGAUGAUCAAGGUUAUGAUGACUUGUGCCUCUGCGAGUGUAACAUUGUCUGUCGCAUUCAACACUCUUAGCAACCACUCUCUCUGCACUGUCAGCUUCGUUAUUAUCGCUGUUGUGGCAUGCUGGGUAUUGUGUCUUCCCCGAACCGUCAAAUUCGUCUCGCAAUCCGGUAUUCCUUCAACGAUAAGUAUCCUGGCUGCCGCUCUUACUGUCAUGAUCAGCUUGGGCUUCUCGUCGCCCUCACAGGCCCCUCCUGGCUGGGAAAGAGAGAUCCAAGUCAUCGGCAACCCGACCUUCCGCCAAGGACUCAACGCCUGUCUCAAGAUCUGCUACGCCUAUGCAGGAAAUAUCAGCUUCGUCUCUUAUAUGGCCGAGAUGAAGAACCCCAGCCGAGACUUCCCUAUGGCAUUGGCCUGCCUUGAGUGCUUCUCCAUUACACUUUACACAAUCGUCGCUGUUGCUAUCUACUGUCUCGCUGGCGACUAUACCACCUCCCCUGCUUUGGGAUCCGCGCCUAGAACUGCCGCCAAGGUAGCAUACGGACUCGUUCUGCCUUGUGUUUUCGCUACCGCCAUGGCUUUCGGACACACUGGUAUCAAAUACAUGUAUGUUGUCGCUAUGCGAGGACUCAAGUCCACUCACCAAGUCACCGACCGAAGCGUCAAAUCUUGGAGCGUUUGGGUCAUCUGCGUGACUCUGUACUGGAUCAUUGUCUUCGUUAUUUCCAACGCCAUUCCCAUCUUCGACUCUAUCCUCUCCAUCUCCUCCGCAACCACGAUCGCCUGGUUCACUUUCGGUCUCAGUGCCAUCUUCUGGUUCCACAUCAACAAAGGCCAGUAUACCAAAAACUGGAAGAAGAUUGCCCUAUGCGUCGUCAAUGGACUGCUUAUUGUGCAGUCGUUGUUUAUGAACGGCGGUGGUCUGUGGUCUUCUAUCACGGAAUUGUUGAACAUUUUCGCCAACGAUUCAAGCAAGAUUCGCGGCACUUUCUCCUGCGGCGAUAACUCUAUUUGA
Molecule: messenger RNA, 1470 nt
Organism: Fusarium coffeatum
Lineage: Eukaryota; Fungi; Ascomycota; Sordariomycetes; Hypocreales; Nectriaceae
Exons: 2
Coding region: 1-1470 (489 amino acids)
Biological process (GO): amino acid transmembrane transport
Cellular component (GO): vacuolar membrane
Molecular function (GO): amino acid transmembrane transporter activity
Source: RefSeq, a predicted model, not a curated record